This is a messenger RNA of Frankliniella occidentalis (western flower thrips), 2057 nucleotides long. RefSeq names its product zinc finger protein GLIS2-like. The record is from RefSeq and is a predicted model, not a curated record. Gene Ontology annotation, biological process: regulation of transcription by RNA polymerase II; smoothened signaling pathway. Gene Ontology annotation, cellular component: nucleus. The coding region runs from base 201 to 1568 and encodes 455 amino acids. The transcript is spliced from 4 exons. Lineage: Eukaryota; Metazoa; Arthropoda; Insecta; Thysanoptera; Thripidae. Gene Ontology annotation, molecular function: RNA polymerase II cis-regulatory region sequence-specific DNA binding; DNA-binding transcription factor activity, RNA polymerase II-specific.
CGUCCCCGUCCCCCGUCAGAGAGAAGAGAAGUCAAGUCAGUCCGCCUCUGGCCGUCCGAGAGUAAGGAGCUCAGCUCGUUCAGAGUCCAGAGCGCGCGCGCGUGUAUUUUCGUGUUGUCGAAGUCCGUGGUGGUAGUGGUGGUGGUGCGUCCGCAUCGCGGAGCAGCCAGUGUGUGUUUUGUUCGCCAGCCUGCUCCAUCAUGUGCGUCAGCGCAGGCCCCUGCAGUGCCGAUUUCGCGCCGUCGUCCCCUAGCCCGCCGCACGGCUUCCCGGCUCCGGGUUCCCCGGCGUACGCGCCCUGGAGUAUCUCCAUGACCAUGGGCGAGAUGGUCACUCCACGAUCCCCACUGCAGAGCGACAGUGAGGGCAGCACCUCCAGCCUGGAGCUCGGGUCCGGGGUCGCCGGCAUCGCCCUCCACGGCACGCCGCCCCCGCCCUCCGCCCAGGAAGCCGUCAAGUGCAGAUGGCAGCACUGCGGCCUGUGGCUGGCCAACCUGGACGCGCUGGCGCUGCACGUGACGCUGGCGCACGCCGCGGCCGGUCGCGGGGGGCUCUUCUACUGCGGCUGGGAGGGCUGCUCGCGCGGCUACCGCGGCUUCAACGCGCGCUACAAGAUGCUGGUGCACGUCCGCACGCACACCAACGAGCGGCCGCACCGCUGCGCGCUGUGCGACAAGAGCUUCAGCCGCGCCGAGAACCUCAAGAUCCACGCGCGCUCGCACACGGGCGAGCGGCCCUACACCUGCCCGGUGCCCGGCUGCAACAAGGCCUACUCCAACUCGUCGGACCGCUUCAAGCACACGCGCACGCACGCCGUGGACAAGCCGUACGUGUGCAAGGUGGAGGGCUGCCCCAAGCGCUACACGGACCCGUCGUCGCUCCGCAAGCACGUCAAGACGUACCGGCACUUCCCCAGCGCGGGCAGCACCCCCAGCGACCACGACAGCCCGCGGCCCAGCCCGCAGGGCAGUCCCCAGGGUAGCGAGCGCGACAGCCACAGCCCGCUCAGCCCCAGCUCUGACGAGGAGGCCUCCGAGGCCCGGGGCAGCGCCUUCCGCCCCGUCGGCGCCGCCGUGUCCCCCCUGGCCCUGGAGCGGCCGCCCCUGCCCGGCGAGUGCCGCGGCAUCCCCAUCAAGAAGGCCAUCAGCGCGAGGGUGCGCGCCACGGGCACCGCCACCGGCCCCAAGAACUGGGCCGGCGGCAGCGUGUGGGUGGGCACCGCGGCCGGCACCUCGGCCGGCACCUCCUCCCCCGACGCGCUCAGCCUGUCGCUGUCCCCCAGCUCGUCGCCGUCGCCCUCCCCCAGCAGCAGCAGUGGCAGCGCGGUGGCCCCGGACUGGUUCAGCAGCCCCAACGCCGGCACGCCCCUGUACGCGUCGCCCAUGAACUCGCCGUCACCGCCCUGGGCCUGGGGCCCCAUGCUCUCCCUCUGGGCCUUCCCCCCCGUCCCCGUGCCUGGCCACGUCACCCCCAUGUUCAGGCCUCCCGUCGUGCCCAUGGGCCCCGUGGGAUUCGAGGAGCCCGCCGCUGAACCCACCCCUCUAGACUUGUCCAUCACCAGGCACUGAAUGUGUUCACCCAGGACAUUUGCUCAUCGUCACGAGUCACUCUGUGUUCAUUCUGUAAUCUUAUAUCAUUGUUAUGAAGUGUUUCGCUCAAUAGACUUAAUUUUUAUAGUUUGAUAUUUUGUUGUACCUGACAGUCAUUGUGACUUGAUGUUCAAGCACGGUAAUAAGGUCUGAUUAUUAGUUUAGUUUUAGUGAGAUUAUAGAUUUUAUUUUUUUAAUGAUUUUGUGUCCUUUUUUGUUGUACAUUGUGACUUGUGAGUUGCAAUAAUAUGAUAUUCCAUACAUGGUCUCACAAAUUUUCAUCAAGUCAUAGGGUGCAAUGAGUCUUUGUGAGUGUCUUUACAGAUUCUGUGCCAUUAUAGAUGUUGAGUUCUGUAUUUUUAUUUUUGUCAGAACUUCUUCAUCAAUUUGUCCAUGCAUUGAUUUGUUUUUAUUUGUAUUUAUUUAUGUAAGUCUGCAAAUUACAAUAAAUUUGUGAUAUAUUCUGAA